Messenger RNA from Seminavis robusta, 1392 nucleotides. Lineage: Eukaryota; Bacillariophyta; Bacillariophyceae; Naviculales; Naviculaceae. The record is from the annotation of a GenBank genome assembly.
AAAAACAGCAGCAGCUCGUCCCUGUACCGGUACUGAUAGCGUACCGGUGGUACAUACUACUAAUAUACAAAGCGCAGGGUUCGCCUCUUCAACCCGAAAGUGUUGAGAACCGACAUCAUGAAGUCAAGGCGAUGAUAGUACAGAUUUCCGCUGCCAUAUCUUUCGCACUCUCCUCCUUCACAUUUGACCAGAAAAACAGGCAGUCAUGACGACCUUGGUGUUCGUCGUGGAGACUACCGUCGUGCAUGCAAACGAUCCAUCUGCGGGCGUUCCACUCCCCAGUGAUUUCUUCCAAUUUGAAGAGACUGUAUCCAGUGGUCAGCAUGCUCGUGCGGGUGAAUCACCUUCCAGUUCUGGAGCUCAAGAGUCGGAAGCAACCGACAUGGAAAUGGGCUUGGCACUGCACCUAAGUGCCGCUAUGGCUGCAUCCAAUCAAGCAGUGGAUCAUGCACAGAGCAUUUCUACACGUACUUCCACCACCACCACAAGACCUCCGCUGCUCUGUCCAUUGACCGAACAGCCUCUUCAGGAUCCAGUGGUGAAUCCCGCCAAUGGGGUAUCUUAUGAAAGAAGUGCCAUUGACUGUGAGGAAGACACAAACCUGUACCCUCCAAAUAGAGUACUCAAGGACUACCUGCACGCCGUGCAGGUGCUUCAGGAAGCUUCUGCUACUAUGGAUUCUCCUAACACCAAUGCUUCCUCCAAGAAGGCAAGGGCAACAAAAGAUCUCUUUGCUCUCUUUUUCUGUUCCAUCACAGGGGAGGUCUUGCGAGAUCCUGUCAUUGAUCAUGAAGGCAACACAUAUGAGCGCAGUGCCAUUAUGGAUUGGAUACAGCAGCAUGGGGAUUCUCCCAUCACUCGGAAUCCACUAUCUGCACAACAGCUCUAUGACAAUAUCACCCUCUUUGAGGUGAUCAUCCAAGAGACGCUUCUACUCCAACAGCAAGGAACAGCAAUUGAUGAACUCCAAGCUUUUGAAAUGGCAGUGUCCACACCUGGUGACACUGGAUUCGCUCAAGCGGCCUAUGACAGCUCGCAAUACGUAGGGAGCCUACCGGUACAUCCACAGGACGGGACAACACCACCAGGCAAUAAUGACAACAAUGUGACUGAACAAGGACAACAGGAAGUCAACAUGAAAGAUGCCGUGGUUGGCGGGGUAGUACUCAUUUGUAUGUUGGCAAGCUUUAUGGGGCUGGUUCGUUUCUCAAAAUUUCUGCUUGCGGGCGACUGACUCGACUCUGUGGGUGCAUGGGCUUCCCUGCACCAAGACCGAUGCUCGACUCCACACCGAAAAGGGCAUGAACACACACAACAGCCUCCAAGGAGAAGAGUCUAGUACCGGUAGCUUCCAUAGCACCACUACUAUAUUGAAUAGCUUCAUUCAUGUGU